AUAACUCGAAUCAGAGGUCAAGAAAAGAAAUUCGUUUCGUGGAUAUUUGUAGAUAGGCCGCUGGGCGGUUAAUUUCCGAAGAUGGAGAGAAAAAUGCUAUAUUUUCUCACAUUUUUUGCGCUUUUUAGUCAUGGUGAAUUUCGACAAACGGCCAUUUCAAAUGCAGAGCCAGAGCCAAUUGAAGAAAAGCGAACAGAGGUGCUUGCCAAAAGUGACAUAGAGAAAGCUAAAACGUUUUAUGAUUACCAAACGCACGUGGUUGCCUACAAGGAUCUAAUUGGAUCAAAAUGUUUCAUAGAGAGGAUGCAAUUAAAUUCAAAUGCACAAAAGCAGGCCCAAAUAAAAGCAAAUCCAAAAAUACUCUAUAUGUACGAUUCUAAGCUAACAAAACGAAAGGUGUACGCCAUAGCAGGUUCCAGAAUUGUGGAGUUCUGUCGAGGUUUUCCCACAUAUCUCCUCCAAGAAUUUUUUCCAAAGCCGACCGACCUAAACGAUGAAGAUUCGGCAAACGAUAUAUUUGCAAACGACGUCAACGUGCGAAAGAAACGCUCACCUCAAAAUUAUUACCCCGGAAGAGUACGCGGGCAAACCCAGUCACAGUAUUUGAACUAUGGGAAUGGGGGAAGUAUUCCCGGUCGAGCAGAAGCCGAGGCAUCUUAUGGUUUAUCAAAGGCGGUAGUCACGGGAAGUAGCGGAAUGGGACAGGCGCAAAGUCAAUCGAGCCCUUUUGGUUGCGACGGAUGUUACGGGCAAGAUCAAACAAUGCAAUUUGGAGGCAGACCAGGUGUGCCAGAAAAUCAGGGUGAACGGCCUGGAGGUAAACCAGGCGGUAACGGUCGGCCACCCUAUUUACCGGGUGGAAAUGGUGGUCCAUCAUAUGGACCUGAUGGAAAACCGGUUGGGCCACCUUAUGGCAACGGAAAACCGGGAGGCAACGGUGGUCCCCCAUAUGGACCAAGUGGAAAACCAGGCGAUCAUAGACCGGGCACUUAUCCGGGACAAAAUGGUGGACCACCAUAUGGUCCAGAUGGUGGGCCUCCUUAUGGCCCUAGUGGAAAACCAGGAGGAAACGGUGGUCUUCCAUACGGACCAAGUGGAAAACCAGGCGAUCAUAGACCGGGACAAAACGGUGGACCACCAUAUGGGCCAGACGGUAGACCGGGAGAAAACGGCGGCCCUCCAUAUGGACCAAGUGGAAAACCAGGCGAUCACGAUCCAGGCACAUAUCCAGGCCAAAACGGUGGACCACCACAUGGUCCAGAUGGUGGGCCUCCUUAUGGCCCUAGUGGAAAACCAGGAGGAAACGGUGGCCCAUAUCCCGAUGGAAAACCGGGAGGAAACGGUGGUCCUCCAUACGGACCAAGUGGAAAACCAGGCGAUCAUAGACCGGGACAAAACGGUGGACCACCAUAUGGGCCAGACGGUAGACCGGGGCAAAACGGCGGCCGUCCAUAUGGACCAAGUGGAAAACCAGGCGAUCACGGCCCAGGCCAAAACGGCAGACCACCAUACGGUCCAGAUGGAAAACCGGACGGCAACGGUGGCCCCCCAUAUAGACCAAGUGGUCCUGACACUUAUCCAGGACAAAACGGAGGACAGCCGCACAGACCAGGCGGUAAUGGUGGUCCAGCUUACGGCCCCGACGGAAAACCAGGUACUUGGCAUGGUGGAAAAUUCAGUGGCGAAUUCUCUGGAGUUUAUGGACAUACAACCAAUCAAAACGGACAGUUUUCUGGUACUUUCGGGGGACAGUAUGAUGUUAACGGAUACGGUCCACCACAACCAGGUUACCCAGGAGGCCCAGGUGCCGGUGGAAAUGGCCCGGGAGGCUAUCCAGGAGAUCCGCAUAAACCAGGUUACCCAGGAGGAAACGGAAAUGGAGGUCCAGGUGGUUAUCCAGGACAUCCACAUCAACUAGGCUACCCUGGAGGGGGCGGACCGGGCGGCUAUCCAGGAGAACCGCAUAAACCAGGUUACCCAGGAGGAAAUGGAAGUCCGGGUGGUUAUCCAGGACAACCACAUCAACCAGGCUACCCAGGAGGUGGUGGACCUGGCGGCUAUCCAGGAGAACCGCAUAAACCAGGUUACCCAGAAGGAAAUGGAGGUUCGGGUGGUUAUCCAGGACAACCACAUCAACCAGGCUACCCAGGAGGUGGCAGGCCGGGCGGUUAUCCAGGAGGACCCCAUAAACCAGGUUACCCGGGAGGAAAUGGUGGCCCGGAAGGCUACCCAGGACAACCGCAACAUCCAGGUUAUCCAGGAGGAAAUGGAGGUACGGGAGGGUACCCAGGACAACCGCUACAUCCAGGUUACCCAGGAGGAACCGGAGGUCCAGGUACAGGAGGGAAUGGAGGCCCGGGGGGUUAUCCAGGACAACCGCAAAGGCCAGGCUACCCAGGAGGCCCAGGGGUUGGAGGCAAUGGUGGUGUAGGAGGUUAUCCGGGGCCGGGUUAUCCAGGAGGUGGUAGACCGGGUGGAUAUCCAGGCCAACCAGAUGUAAACGGAGGUUCUCCAGAAAGUCAAGCAACUCGACCUGGUGGCGCUUGGCCUGGUGGAAAAUUCAGUGGCGAAUUUGCCGGAGUCUAUGGUCAAUCGAAUAACCAAAACGGUCAAUUUUCCGGCACUUUUGGCGGAAAGUACGAUAGCAAUGGUAAACCUACAGGUUAUCCUGUUGGACCUUCAAGUUCUGGUGGCCAUGGUUCCGAUGGAAAAUUUCAAGGUUCCUUUGCUGGAAAUUAUAACUUCGAACAGUAUGGGGGUGGAAAGCUGGGCGGAAGUGGGUGGCCAGGGCCCGGUCAUCACGGUGGUGGAGGGCCGGGUGUAGGUGGAUUUCCAGGACAUGGAGGGUGGUCAGGGCAACCUGGGGGAGGUUCAGGAGUAGGGGGAGGGUCAGGAGCGAGAGAACCCGGUCACGGAGGAUGGUCAGGGCAACAUGGGGAACAGCCAGGAGUAGGUGGAGGGUCAGGAUCGAGAGAACCCGGACACGGAGGUGUAGGUGGACAGCCGGGUUCUGGAGGAUGGAGCGCCGGUGGAGAGCCUGGAGUAGGUGGUUGGCCAGGAACGGGCCAAACUGAAGGCGGUGGGCCAGGUGCUGUUGGAUGGCCUGGGCAACAUCACGAAAGUGGGGGAUCUGGAAACGGCGGAUGGUCUGGAACAGGACAACCGGGUGGAAGGCGACCUGGAAUUGGAAAUGGCGGACCAUCACCUUCUGGAUGGCCCGGAGCAGGAGAGCCAGGAAAUGGAGGAUGGCCGGGAGGAAGCCAACCCGGAGGUGGUGGGCCAGGGGGUGGAUGGCCAGGCGUAGACCACCCUGGCGGCGGGGGUUCAGGACCUGGUGGGUGGACAGAAACAGGUCAACCUGGAAGUGGAGGUUGGCCUGGUAGUGGAACAGCAGGGGGAGGGUCAUCAACGGAUGGUUGGCCUGGAAGUACAGGAGCUGGAGGAUGGCCUACUGGAGGAUAUCCAGGUUCAGGCGAACAAGGCUCGGGACAAUGGGGAACAGGUGGGGGUGUUCCUGAUAAUUACGAACGCCCUGCAGAAGAUGAUGCUAAUUCCCAAGCUCAAACUUCUGUUCAGCAAGUGAACAAUGAAACUCAAGCUAGUGCGUCUGCGCAAGGAUAUUAUGCAGGGGGAAACGCUCAAUCGCAGGUAUCUGGUGUCUACAGUGGAUCUGGAUCGUUUAGCGCAUCUGCGGGAACUAAUGACGGAAAAAGAGGGGCCCUUAGCCAAGUAUCAGGUGGGAAAGACGGAGCUACGAGUAGCGCUCAAGGGACGGGUGGAGUAGGGCAGUCGCAAGCUCAGGUUGAAUUAGCAUCAGCAACUGGUCAGACGUCGUCAAGCGCGCAGUCUAGUGGAUUGAAUCAUGGCACAAAUACACAAGUACAAGGUGGAAUGAAAGGAGGAAUGGCCGAUGCUCAAGCAAAUGGACCGGGAAGUACAUCAUCACAGGCUCAAAUAGGAUUUCUACCACAUGAUGAAACAGAUGAAGGAGGUAAUCAUUCUCCAUUUAGAGGAGGUGGCACAGCUGCUGCGCAGAGUGGGUCGCAUUCGGGUCAAAGUCAAGUACAAUUGCAAGGAAAAUUCUACCAAGGAAUUAAAUAUGUUGGUUCUGCACAAGCUGGAUCUGGGUCAGUGGAACAGUUGAGAAAUCAAAGUCAAUUCGGAAAGGUAAUCUUCCCAGAGAUCAAACCGUUGAAUAUAACUGUUCUGCCGGAGGAGAUACAAAUCAGUAAUCAAAAUGUGUCCACUGAUUCGCUUACUCAUAGUGAAAAUCGGAAGCAUAAAAAUCCCACAACUAUCUCUCCUAGUUCUGAUGACUAUUCUGUAGAAUAUGACGUUGGAGAUGAAGACGAAGAUGAGGAAGUACACCCAAAAAUGCACACUAUUAGUCAAACCACUCGCUCACAAAAGCAGCACGUAGUUCUCGACCCAUUGGAAGAUAUAGACGCAGUUGUUAUGCAAGUGCACGGUCAACCAUCUCUACCCGAGGGUACGGUACUACAACCUGGGCAAGAAGUACCUGGAACGAGCGGAUAUCAGAUACCUAAAGGAUUCCGGGGAGUGGUAAAGUCGGUAGCUGGCGAGCCCCACACACAAGCAACGGGGUACAACUCGCAGGCGCAAACAGUGUCGCUUGUACCCGGUAGAGGUGAAAUUAUUUACAGAAACCCCACGUAUUCGAUUACUUCAAGAACAGGCACGCGAAACGGCCACUACAGCUACGGCUCUGGCUACACGUACCAGCCACGACAAUAUCAGUGGAGAACAGGUGAAAGUGUACCUGGAUUCGUCUCCACGACAACCUCGGAAACCGGUGUACAGAACGUUCUGACAGGAAAACGAAUUCCUUCAGUUUAUUAUAGCCAGUCUUCUACGUGCGGAUAUUUCACUAACACCUGCGUUUACAAUGGAAAUACAAAAAUAUGCAUGCCGAAGCCAAAAUUGAACGCGGAUGGUUCUCCUGUUAUAUGCUAGUUUAGAAAUUUAAGAAAAUAGCUUUAAAAUGCUGCAUUAUUUGUGCAAUAGAUAUUUAUUUGA
Messenger RNA from Photinus pyralis (common eastern firefly), 5037 nucleotides. Its product is annotated as collagen alpha-1(III) chain-like. The record is from RefSeq and is a predicted model, not a curated record. Lineage: Eukaryota; Metazoa; Arthropoda; Insecta; Coleoptera; Lampyridae. The transcript is spliced from 5 exons. The coding region runs from base 82 to 4974 and encodes 1630 amino acids.